AUGCCUUCAAAUAACCACCACGGCCGGACCCGUCGAGGCCCAAAGAUGGGUGCUCAAAACGCGCAGCGUCAGUUCCGGGGUGUCAAGAGCAUGCGAGAGCUCGCCGAGGCUCCUGCCGUGACUGCUUUCCGUGCUCGCUUUGAGGCUGGCCGCUCUUUCGACCUGGAUGAUGACUUGGAGUUUUGCCCUAACCUCCUGACGGACGAAGACCUGCACUCUAUCCACUCCGCUUCUUCCGACCGGUCAUCGCUCUCCAGCGGUUCUCCAGACACCUCACCCUUGCAGCACCAGAUCCAACCGGUGCAGCAGGUCACUCCCGCCAUCUCCCUCUCCCCCGCCUCGGCUAACUCUUAUGUCCAUGGGGUUGCCGGUAAUCCUAAUCACACCAACUACCAACAGCCUGCCAACCGGACCCGCAAAGUCAUUCCUAUCAUCAACCCCAACACCGGAAUGACCUUGUCCAGCCCGCCCUCGUCGAUCACCCCAGCGAUGAUGCAGACGGCUCAGCGCCGUUGGUGA
This is a messenger RNA of Penicillium chermesinum, 519 nucleotides long. Its product is annotated as DUF4452 domain-containing protein. Bases 1 to 519 code for a protein of 172 amino acids. NCBI's taxonomy places the organism in Eukaryota, Fungi, Ascomycota, Eurotiomycetes, Eurotiales, Aspergillaceae. The transcript has 2 exons. The record is from RefSeq and is a predicted model, not a curated record.